Molecule: messenger RNA, 3968 nt
Organism: Rubroshorea leprosula
Lineage: Eukaryota; Viridiplantae; Streptophyta; Magnoliopsida; Malvales; Dipterocarpaceae
Source: the annotation of a GenBank genome assembly
AUAUCUAACUAUUUUAUACAUGCAGGGACUCCCAAAUGGACAUCAUAAAAUCAGUCAUUGAUAUUGUGAAGGACGUUGGCCCUACUGUUCGGAAAUAUGUCAAGUAUCAAUUUUGUCACAAUGAUUAUGUGGAUCAAUUCGUAGCUGUGCAAAAGAAGCUGGAGCGCCAACUAAAAGACGUUGAGGCAAAAUUAAUCACAGAGCUUAACCAGCCUGGAAAGAAAACAACGAGCCAAGCUGACAAUUGGCAGGAGGAAGCGCGCAAAGAAAUUGCCAUAAAGGUUGAAGAUCUGACUUGUAGAGGAGGCUGUUUCACAUAUAUUUGCUCAUCAAGAAAGCUCAAUAAAAAGACUCAAGCACUGAAUGAAGUAAUAUGCAUGCAAGGAGAAAAUUAUACUAAUAAUGGUUGGAGUUUGGUCAUAGAUGAUCACUCGAUUGAGUAUCGCACAACUGUAUUCAAAGAAAAGCAAGAGCAGCUGAAGCUUCGGCAAAAAGACAUUGAGGCCAAAUUGGAGGCUCAACGUGUACAACCUGGAAAGAUUGCAAGGAAGGAAGUUGAAGACUGGAUGGAGAAAGUAGGCCAACAAAUUGCCAUAAAGGUUGAAGACCUGAUCAGCCAAGGGGAAUGUUCUCCAUCACCCAACCUCGAGAAAAUAACGGAAGUUCUGAAGCAAACAUUUGAGCAAGGAGAAAAAUACACUAAUGUUGAUGCGAGUUUGGUUGUAGAUAAUCAAUCAAUCGAGUAUUGUGCACCUGUAUUCAAAGAAAAGCAAGAGAGGUUGAAGCACCAGAAGGAACACAUUGAAGCAAAUUUAAAGACUCAGUGUAUGCCCCCUAGAAAGAUUGCAAGGAAGGAUGUCAAAGAGUGGCUGGAGAAAGCAGGUCAACAGAUUUCCAUAAAGGUUGAAGAUCUAAUCAACCAAGAGGACUGUUCCCCAUCAAUCACCCUCAGGAAAAACACUGAAGAAUUGAAGCAAAUGCUUGAUGAAGGAAAAGAAUUCACUAAUGCUGGUGUGAGUUUGGUCAUAGAUGAUCACUCAAUCAGAGGAGUUCCACUACUUGUUGAAGAAUGCAGUGGCAGGGAUUAUGUACAAAAACAAAUUCUGGAUUGUUUGAAGGGAGACAAGGUUAGAAGAAUAGCAAUUUGGGGGAUGGGUGGUGUGGGCAAGACAACAAUUAUGAAGCAUGUCCACAACCAACUGUUGAAAGAACAAAAAUUUGUCAAAGUUAUUUGGGUAAAAGUGUCAAAAGACUUUGACAUUAUUGUCCAGCAAAAAAGGGAGUUUGAUAUUCCCAAGUUUCAGAGAAGGAUUGCAAGUAGCUUGGAAUUAAAAUUGGAGCCAGGGGAUCAUGAGAAUGAAACCAAGCUUGCAGGAUUGAUUUCACAAAAGUUGGGGCAGGGCAACUUCGUGCUAAUUCUAGAUGAUGUGUGGCAGCAAUUUUGUCUAGAAGAUGCUGGAAUUCCUAAUCUAGAUGGAAAUAAUGGUUGCAAGUUAGUACUCACGACACGGUCACAAGAUGUUGCUCGUGCAAUGGAGUGUGAGGUGAUCUCUGUGAAUCCUCUUCCACCUGAAAAAGCAUCAGCAUUAUUCUUGGAGAAAGUUGGAAGUGCAGUGUUGUCAAAUGGUAGAAUUAAAGGAGAUAUAGAGCCAUUUUUUACGAAAAUUUUGCAAAAAUGUGAUGGAGUACCCCUUGCUAUUGUGACGGUAGCCAAAACUAUGAGCAGAAAAUUGGAUCCUAAUUUGUGGAAGCAGGCAGCUAGGAAAUUGAGUAAAUUUGAAGGAAUUGUUGAUCGUUUGAAAUUCAGUUAUGAAUGUUUAGAAUCACAAUGCCAGGAGUGUUUUCUAUACUGUGCAUUAUAUCCUGAAGAUUAUGAAAUCUCAAGGGAGGAGUUAAUUGAGUGUUGGAUUGAGGAGGGGUUUAUAUAUGAAGAAGGGGAAACUAGGGACACAAUGUAUUGUGAGGGUCAUGUUAUACUCGAGAAGCUGGUUGACAACUGCUUGUUGGAAUCAGUUAAAAAUCGAGAAAGAAAAGACUGUGUGAGUAUGCAUGAUCUUUUUCGAGAAAUGGCAUUGGAUAUUAGGCCUCAAUUUUUGGUAAAAGCUGGCAUUAACUUGGAAAAGCUACCAGAAGAGGAUGAAUGGAGUGAAAAUCUUUUGAAGGUUUCUUUAAUGAGGAAUUAUAUAACAAAAAUUCCUUCAAGCAUGUCGUCUCCGAAGUGUCCUAUGCUCACAACCUUGUUAUUGUCCAAUAACAAGAUUUCAACAAUUCCAGAAGCCUUUUUCGAGCAUUUGCUUGGGCUCAAGACUCUUGAUCUUUCCAACAAUUAUACGCUAAAGGUACCAUCUUUAUCCAACCUUGUAGGCUUAAAAAAGUUGGACCUUUCCAAGACAUCAAUUGCAAAACUACCCCAAGGCCUCAACAUGUUAACAAAUCUAAAAUAUCUUGGUCUUGGUGGAAGAUUAUCAGAAACAUGUGAUGAACUGUUACAAAAUCUCUCCAAACUUCAGCAUUUAACAAUAGCCACUGAAAUAAAAUUUAAAUGGAGGAAUAUUGGAAAUUGGGGGAAGCUUCAAAACCUUGAGAAGCUAGUUUUCUAUGGUUUGCAUAACUUGACUGCGAUGUUUGGGGGGAGAGAAGCAGUUGCUAAGUUAGCAUCGCUACCAGCUGGCACAUUUUCCUCUGUUCAAUGUAUUGGUGUUUGUUAUUGUGGUGACAUAAAGAAGCUAUUCUCAGUUAGGUGGUUGGGGUAUCUCCAGAAUCUACAAACUAUUGAUGUUCGUGAUUGUGGGCACAUAGAGGAGUUAAUAGGGUUUGAAUCUGAAGGAGGAGAAAAAGUCACGGUGUUUGGGGAAAGAGGAGCAAUUGCUAAGUCAGCAUCGUUACCAGCUGGUACAUUUUCCUCUAUUCAACGUAUUCGUGUUUCUAAUGUUGGUGACAUAAAGAAGUUAUUCUCAGGUAGGUGGUUGGGGUAUCUCCAGAAUCUACAAACUAUUGAUGUUCGUUGUUGUGGGAACAUAGAGGAGUUAAUAGGGUCUGAAUCUGAAGAAGGAGAAAAAGGCACGGUGUUUGGGGAAAGAGGAGCGGUUGCUGAGUGGUUGGGGUAUCUCCAGAAUCUACAAACUAUUGAUGUUCAUUGUUGUGGGAACAUAGAGGAGUUAAUAGUGCCUAAAUAUGAAGGAGGAGAAAAAGUCAUGGUGUUUCUGGAAAGAGAAGCAGUUGAUAAGUCAGCAUCACUACCAGCUGGCACAUUUUCCUCAAUUCAAGGUAUUAGUGUUUCUGAUUGUGGUGACAUAAAAAAGUUAUUCUCAGGUAGGUGGUUGGGGUAUCUCCAGAAUCUACAAACUAUUGAUGUUCAUUGUUGUGGGAACAUAGAGGAGUUAAUAGGGUCUGAAUCUGAAGAAGGAGAAAAAGGCAAGGUGUUUGGGGAAAGAGGAGCCGUUGCUGAGUCAGCAUCGCUACCAGCUGGCACAUUUUCCUCUAUUCAACGUGUUCGUGUUUCUAAUUAUGGUCACAUAGAGAAGUUAAUUCUCAUAUAGGUGGUUGGGGUAUCUCCAGAAUCUAUAAACUAUUGAUGUUCGUUAUUGUGGGGAAAUAAAGGAGUUAAUAGGGUCUGAAUCUGAAGAAGGAGAAAAAGUCACUCUAAUGCAAAAGACAUCCUUUUACACUUUUGUGAAUUUCAGGAGAUGUUGGAAUUGGGCGCACCGCAAAUCAAAAUUGAAAUUCGGCUCUUGAACCACAAGAAAGUCAGGGGAAAUCAGAUUUGCACCUCUUGCUGUAGCUGUUGGGUUUUCAAUUUAAUAUAGACUUGCUAUUCUUUGUCUUUCUUCUGGUGUGUCUAUGUUGUGUGUUUAAAUAUGUCAAAUUUUAAGUGGAAAACUGGAAAUAUUUGUAUCUUUAUUAUCUAUGUAAUUGUUGUCUUUGAAAUUAUGUACAAACAAGACUUGAAAUUAAUUAGGACUUUGCUA